Dermatophagoides pteronyssinus (European house dust mite) is the source of this 381-nucleotide messenger RNA. Its product is annotated as DNA damage-regulated autophagy modulator protein 1-like. The record is from RefSeq and is a predicted model, not a curated record. NCBI's taxonomy places the organism in Eukaryota, Metazoa, Arthropoda, Arachnida, Sarcoptiformes, Pyroglyphidae.
ACAUCAGUAAUGAUAUUGGCCGGAUCAUUUUCUAUUUUAAUGAUUGGAAAUAUAAUCGUAGCAUAUUAUUUGAAUAGAAAAUUUCAAAUUGAAUCAUUACCAAUAACAUGGAUUAUAUUGGAAAUAUUAACGCAUUUUGCUAUAUUUAAUCUAAUAAUAUCUGUAUUAAUUUUAUUAAAAAUAAAUCCAAAUGUAUUAUUAGAUUCAGAUAAACGUGCAAAUUGGCAACCAAAUAUGGAUGGUUAUCCAUUACAUUUAUCAAGUACAAUUAGUGAAUAUCUAUUUUUCAUUAUACAUUCAAUAGUAUUUUUAAUAUUUGCUAAACGUUUUUAUCAAUUUAAACAUUGGGAUAAAAUACUUUUUAAAUUAAUUUCAAAUUAA